Ceutorhynchus assimilis (cabbage seed weevil) is the source of this 924-nucleotide messenger RNA. The record is from the annotation of a GenBank genome assembly. NCBI's taxonomy places the organism in Eukaryota, Metazoa, Arthropoda, Insecta, Coleoptera, Curculionidae.
AUGGAAGAAGUCCUAAUAACCAUCAACAGAGAUUUCAUCAGUCUACAAGAUGAAGAGUUGAAAUACAAUAACAUACUGCUAAGAUCAACUCUGGACAGUCUUAUAUUGAUAAUGCAAAAAGAAGAUCCCCUUUUCAAAACCCUCUUCGAAAGACUAUUUUACGGAGGAAGCUUCUACGACAACCUAAAAGUUCAAAAUCCUAACGAAUUUGAUAUUCAUUUGCUCAUGGUUUUGCCUUCAUGCGAAAUCCACAAAUCCAACACCUGUAAAUGUGUUAGAGUUGAACGCAGUGACAGAUGCGGAUAUGUUUGGUUCAAAACGGAUAAAACUUAUUACGCCGCCAUAAGCAGCUGGAUAGAUUCUAAAGGUUUCGUGCAAACGAAUCUAGUUCUUAACUGUAUUGCCAAAACUAAGCCCCCGACUAAUCCAGAUGUAGCCAAAGCCCAGAAGAAAAUGGAAGAAGUCCUAAUAACCAUCAACAGAGAUUUCAUCAGUCUACAAGAUGAAGAGUUGAAAUACAAUAACAUACUGCUAAGAUCAACUCUGGACAGUCUUAUAUUGAUAAUGCAAAAAGAAGAUCCCCUUUUCAAAACCCUCUUCGAAAGACUAUUUUACGGAGGAAGCUUCUACGACAACCUAAAAGUUCAAAAUCCUAACGAAUUUGAUAUUCAUUUGCUCAUGGUUUUGCCUUCAUGCGAAAUCCACAAAUCCAACACCUGUAAAUGUGUUAGAGUUGAACGCAGUGACAGAUGCGGAUAUGUUUGGUUCAAAACGGAUAAAACUUAUUACGCCGCCAUAAGCAGCUGGAUAGAUUCUAAAGGUUUCGUGCAAACGAAUCUAGUUCUUAACUGGAAAGAUGAUCAGAAACUGGAGAGCAGACGAUUACAAGAAGAAAAUGCUGCAGCCAAAGCACGGAGACUAUGA